Orussus abietinus is the source of this 1416-nucleotide messenger RNA. Its product is annotated as arginine-hydroxylase NDUFAF5, mitochondrial. Gene Ontology annotation, cellular component: mitochondrion. The record is from RefSeq and is a predicted model, not a curated record. Gene Ontology annotation, molecular function: S-adenosylmethionine-dependent methyltransferase activity. The transcript has 4 exons. The coding region runs from base 246 to 1298 and encodes 350 amino acids. Gene Ontology annotation, biological process: mitochondrial respiratory chain complex I assembly. Lineage: Eukaryota; Metazoa; Arthropoda; Insecta; Hymenoptera; Orussidae.
AAAGUCAUAUGGAGCGUCACGAGUGUUCUUCCCUUGCCAUCAAAAGCGAGCAGUGUCGGUAAGCGUAGGUAAGCCACCACUGUCAACUGUCGCAUGGUAUACCAUCACGAGUACGUGAGCCGCCAAUGGCGACUGGUAGAUGGUACCGCCAUCGUGAGUGCGCGAGCUCCUAUCAGAAAUUCGUUGCGCCGCCCAUGGGGGCAAAACUAUGAAAGCUAACGUACGAAACCAGAAAGCAGCACAGCAUGCGAUCCCACGAUUCUGCCCAUAUUAUGACAAAAGGGGGCAUCAUUUUAACAUUCGUCCGAAAUAUAAAGACUUCCAGUAAAGCUGCAGCAUUACCACCGGGUAGUGUCAUGUACGUUUUUGAUAGAAAAGCAAAAGUGUUGCAAAAGGAACGAGCCGCAAGGGCGCCUGACGUUGAAUUAUUUGACUACGUUAAAGAUGAAGUGGGUUAUAGGCUAGCAGACAGAGUUUUUGAUAUAAAAAGAAAAUUUAAAAAAGUCCUUGACUUAGGUUGUGGCCGUGGUCAUGUCUCGAAACAUUUAUUAAAUGAAUCCGUAGAAGAACUUAUGUUAACGGACACAUGUUCGAAGAUGUUGGAACAAGCCAAAACUACAGAUGGAAUUAAGGUUGAAAGAAGAGUCAUUGACGAAGAAGAGUUACCUUUUGAUUCUAGUACUUUUGAUAUGGUUAUUAGUUGUCUCAGUCUUCACUGGGUUAAUGAUCUUCCGGGUUGUUUUAGUAAAAUUAUGAAUAUACUAAAAAAUGAUGGGGUUUUUAUGGCAGCUAUUUUUGGUGGAGAUACAUUAUAUGAAUUAAGGAGUUCCUUACAAUUAGCAGAGUUGGAAAGGGAUGGUGGAAUUUCACCACAUAUUUCCCCUUUUACUGAAAUUAGAGAUAUUGGAAGUUUAAUGACAAGAGCUGGGUAUAACAUGUUGACCAUCGAUACCGAUGAGAUUGUCAUUGGAUUCCCUUCCAUGUUUGAGCUACUAUGGGAUGUAAAAGGAAUGGGUGAAAAUAACGCAUCAAGAAAUCGUAAGCUGCAUUUAAACAGGGACACGCUUUUAGCUGCUGCUGCCAUUUAUAGUCAAUUAUAUGGCAAAGUAAAGAAAGAUGGAUCACGUUAUAUUCCUGCAACAUUUCAAAUAAUUUAUAUGCUGGGUUGGAAACCCGACAAGUCACAACCACAGCCAUUACAACGUGGAACUGGGGAAGUAUCAUUGAAGGACUUGUAUAAACUUGAUCAAAUAAUUAAAGAAACAAAAAAAGUUCCACUUGGAGAUGAUGAUAAAUAGUAUACAUUUAUUAUUAGAGUAGUAAGGAGAUGUAUAUAAUGCAUAUAAUUAAAAAUAUAAUUUAUUUGAAGGUAUGUAUCGCUUCACCCAUAAAAAAUGUAAAUGUUUUAUUGAUACA